CACGCCCAUACGUUUACUGAACCAGAAAUCCAGUGAAUGGAAUAUCUUCCCGAGAAAUUUACCGGUUCGUUUCGUAUGGAAACAUUGGAUCAAGCAGCAAAUUUCCAAAACUGCACGUUUCCCUUUAAAAUGGAAUUUCGACAACUACAGUUGUAGUGGAUGGCAGGCAUCCUGCCAGCAUGCCACAUCAUUUUAAGCCUCAAUCUUUUCUCUGAUUAUCUUCAAAUUUUCCACUGCUGAUCCAAAGCGAGCCAGCAAACGCAUGUCGCGAAUCAGGACAACACUUGACAGUGUCACCAAAGCAGUCGGCAGCACCGACCUCAUCUCCAAGUUCUCCCGCCUCAAGCCUGGCAGCGCCGCAGUUGACAGCACCCAUGCUGAAAAAGCUCUUGUCAAAGCUGAGAUCUUAACCUCCAACAACACAGCUGCUGCCCCGCCACCUGAAACCACCAUGAAGGAAGAAGACGACGAAUUAGGGGAGAGGAAUUCAGCAGAGGAAGAGCCGGUCAAAGAAAACCCCUUUGUUUCCACAAAGAAGCCCACGUCUAGUUUAGCUUCUGCAGCGACUGCGUCGGCAGCGAGCUCUUCCUCGACUGUAGCGAAGCAAACAAUGCAGCUGUUUCACCCAGCAGCUCUGUCCACAAACAUGGAUGAGACCUACAGAACUCUGGCUCAGCAUAUCAACAGCUACUUUGGCACCAGUUCAUCUGUUGAAGGAGGAGACCAGAAGCAGAAAGAAUCAGAUGAUUCAGCACCUGAGUCCAUUCUCAGCGCCAUUCCUCAAAGAGUUGAGGACCACAUUCCCGUUUUGUCUCCAGUGGCAGAAACUAAAAGUAGUGAAGCAUCCAUUACCUCUCAUUCUUCAGAAAAGCUACCUUCUCCAGUAGAAAAACCCUCUUCUGACACCCCUGCAGCUGAAAGUGCUCCAAAGUCCACGCCGGCGCUGGUCACCUCACCUAAAAAAGGCUUCACCCAGUAUCUCUCCUACCCUCGGCCCAGCGUUCAGGCGUUUGUGGGCAGCUACAUCGCACCUCUGGUCCCCAAAUUCAGAGGCGAUUCUAAGAGUGUGGCAGCUGAAAAAGACAAGCCAUCAGCGGUCGUUCUAGAUGAGACAACUGUGGACAAAGAAAGAGAAAAGGCAGAAAGUGAAGAGGAGGAAGCAAAAAAAGCAAAGCAGCUUUUAUCUCAAAGAGAGAAGAUCAUAGCCAGAGUGAGCGUAGACAACAGGACCAGAGCUCUAGUUAAAGGCCUGCAGAGAGUCACAGAUGUCAAACUCCUCACCAGUCGAGUGGAGGAGCUCAGCUUUCACCUUCUGGAGUUCCCCGAGACAAGAGGUGUUGCCAUCAAGGAGAGUGUGCUGCCCUCCCUGUUGCGUUUGCGCCAAGCUAGAGACCUUCCUCUUCAGGCUGCUGUGAGAGAAGCUCUGUCCCUGGUUGGCUACACCGACCCGGUCAAAGGCAGAGGGAUUCGGGUCCUGGCCAUAGACGGAGGAGGGACAAGGGGUCUUCUGGCCUUGCAGACGCUCCAUAAACUUCAGAAUCUAACUGGGAAACCAGUCCACCAGCUAUUCGACUAUAUCUGUGGAGUCAGUACAGGCGCCAUUUUGGCUUUCAUGCUGGGAAUUUUCCAGAUCCCGUUAGAGGAGUGUGAAGAGAUGUACAGGAAGUUGGGUGCAGAUGUGUUCAAGCAGAAUGUCAUAGUUGGGACUGUGAAAAUGGGCUGGAGUCACGCCUUCUAUGACAGUGAAAUAUGGGAAAACAUUCUCAAAGAGAGGAUGGGUGAGGGGAUAAUGAUUGAGAGUGCCAGGGAUCCAAACUGCCCUAAAGUGUCAGCAGUGAGUGCCAUUGUGAACAGGGGUUUACCACUGAAGGCCUACGUGUUCAGGAACUACAGACUCAUGCCAGGAGUGAGAUCCCACUACCUCGGAGACUGCAAACACAAAAUGUGGCAGGCCAUCAGGGCUUCAUCUGCCGCCCCGGGAUACUUCCAGGAAUUUGUCCUGGGAAAAGAUCUUCAUCAGGAUGGAGGGCUUCUCAUCAACAACCCCACAGCGUUGGCCAUCCAUGAGUGUAAGUGUCUGUGGCCCAACACCCCGCUGCAGUGUGUGCUGUCUCUAGGAACCGGGCGCUACGAGACGACCGGCAAAAACAACACGACUUACACGAGUCUCAAGGCGAAGCUCACCAACGUCAUCAGCAGCGCCACGGACACAGAGGAGGUGCACACCAUGCUCGAUGCCCUCCUCCCUCCCGACACCUACUUCCGCUUCAACCCCUACAUGACCGAGGACAUCCCGCUGAACGAGAACCGCGUGGAGAAGCUUAACUUCCUCAAAGGCGAGGGCGAACGCUACUUGGAGCGCAACGAGGCCAAGCUGAGGAAGGCGGCCAGCGUGCUGGGCCAGGAGAAGAGUACCAUCCAGAGGGUGGCCGAGUGGGCCAAGCUCAAGGCCGACAUGUACGAGGGGCUGCCCUUUGUAUCCAAGCUCUAAGCGCUGUGAGUGACCACAGGAGUUUUAUAAGGUAAGAGGGCAUGGAGAGUAGAAACUGGUGGAAAACGGAGCAAAUGGGACAUUUUUUAAAAGCAUCUCAUGAGGCAGUUUGAAACAAAAUGCCAAAUUAUGUUUUAUUAUUAUAAACUUAAUUCUGUAAGGAAUUUAAAGAAGAGGAAGGCUAUAAACAUGUGUUUCAAAGGACUUUCAAAUAAAGUGAAUUACAGGAUGGAUACAGAAUAGUAUGCUCUGAAAAGAAACAGGACUGAUCUGAGGAAAGGUGUCUGUUUAGACUGAAAAGUGUCGGCCUUGGGCGCAGAAAGACAUUAUUGAGGUUUUGAUGCACAUCUUGAAUUAAUGUUAAUAGAAAAAGUAGAUAUUUUGUACAGAAAUAGAACUGAUAAUCCUCUACAUUUCACUGACUUGAAUACAAGAUUGCACAGUGGGAACUGAAACGUGACUGCCUAUUUUUAACACUGUACAGCAGACGGACCUCAUGCACUUUGUAAAGUAGGAUUCUUAACUACACGGUGUAAAUAAUACUUGACGUACUUAUAAUUUAUUUGAGUGAAAUUAAAAACAUAUGAAAUAAAUACUGCUAAUUAUUCAUUUCAUGCACCUGUAACAGCAUAAACUCUUCUGGUACGAGUGAAACAGUACCAGCAUGUUGUGCAGAGCAUGUUUUCUAUUGUGGCCAUAUUAUAAAGCUGACAAAGCUUUUGCCUUCAACCUUGCUUAAGCCUGAGGUGUAAAAUCCUAGUUGUCAUUCCUCUUGGCUUUGUUGCUUC
Messenger RNA from Cheilinus undulatus (humphead wrasse), 3279 nucleotides. RefSeq names its product patatin-like phospholipase domain containing 8 (gene pnpla8). NCBI's taxonomy places the organism in Eukaryota, Metazoa, Chordata, Actinopteri, Labriformes, Labridae. Bases 263 to 2491 code for a protein of 742 amino acids. The transcript is spliced from 10 exons. Gene Ontology annotation, cellular component: membrane. Gene Ontology annotation, biological process: arachidonate metabolic process. The record is from RefSeq and is a predicted model, not a curated record.